Molecule: messenger RNA, 4950 nt
Organism: Colossoma macropomum (tambaqui)
Lineage: Eukaryota; Metazoa; Chordata; Actinopteri; Characiformes; Serrasalmidae
Gene: ppp3cb
Product: protein phosphatase 3, catalytic subunit, beta isozyme
Exons: 14
Coding region: 75-1610 (511 amino acids)
Biological process (GO): calcineurin-NFAT signaling cascade
Cellular component (GO): cytosol; cytoplasm; calcineurin complex
Molecular function (GO): calmodulin binding; calmodulin-dependent protein phosphatase activity
Source: RefSeq, a predicted model, not a curated record
GAGAGAGAGAGAGAGAGAGAGAGAGAGAGAGAUUAGCAUCUCGUUCCAAUGAAAUAUUUUUUGGCACUUUGACGAUGACAGCGAAAGGAAGACUUAAAGCGGUCCCCUUCCCGCUGAGCCACAGGUUAAGUAUGCGGGAGGUGUUCGACUGCGAGGGGAAGCCGCGUGUGGACCUGCUGAAGGCUCACCUCACAAAAGAGGGCCGUGUGGAGGAGCCCGUCGCUCUGCGCAUCAUAAAUGAAGGGGCUGCCAUCCUCCGGCAGGAGAAAACCAUGCUGGACAUCGAGGCCCCAGUUACAGUUUGUGGCGAUGUCCACGGGCAGUUCUUCGACUUGAUGAAGUUGUUUGAAGUUGGAGGGUCUCCAGCAACAACGCGGUAUCUCUUUCUAGGGGACUAUGUGGACCGAGGCUACUUCAGUAUUGAGUGUGUUUUGUAUCUCUGGUCACUGAAAAUCCUCUACCCAAAGACGUUAUUUCUACUGCGGGGAAACCAUGAAUGUAGACAUUUGACCGAAUAUUUCACUUUCAAACAAGAAUGUAAAAUAAAAUACUCGGAGCAGGUGUAUGAUGCAUGUAUGGAUGCGUUCGACUGCCUGCCUCUGGCCGCUCUGAUGAAUCAGCAGUUUCUCUGCGUGCACGGCGGCCUCUCGCCUGAGAUACACACGUUAGACGACAUCAAGAAGCUGGACCGGUUUAAGGAGCCUCCAGCUUUCGGGCCCAUGUGUGACCUGUUAUGGUCAGAUCCGUUAGAGGACUUUGGCAAUGAGAAGUCACAGGAGUACUUCAGCCACAACACAGUCCGCGGCUGCUCCUACUUCUACAGCUAUCCUGCAGUGUGUGAGUUCCUACAGACUAAUAACCUUCUCUCAGUCAUCCGAGCUCACGAGGCCCAGGACGCAGGUUACCGCAUGUACAGAAAGAGCCAGACGACAGGCUUCCCUUCCCUCAUCACCAUCUUCUCCGCUCCCAAUUACCUGGACGUUUAUAAUAACAAAGCUGCUGUGCUAAAAUAUGAGAACAAUGUGAUGAACAUACGGCAGUUUAAUUGUUCGCCGCACCCCUACUGGCUGCCUAACUUCAUGGACGUGUUCACCUGGUCUCUGCCCUUCGUAGGAGAGAAAGUGACAGAGAUGCUGGUGAAUGUGCUCAGUAUCUGCUCAGAUGAUGAACUCAUGAAUGACGGUGACGAGAUCUUUGAUGCCAAUGCUGCAGCAGCCCGUAAGGAGGUGAUCAGGAACAAAAUCCGUGCCAUCGGCAAAAUGGCCAAGAUGUUCUCAGUCUUGCGUGAGGAGAGUGAGAACGUGCUGACCCUAAAGGGCCUGACCCCAACUGGCAUGCUGCCCAGCGGAGUUCUGUCUGGAGGAAAGCAAACCUUACAGAGCGCUACCAUCGAGGCCAUAGAAGCCAUCGAGUCAGUUGAGGACGGAGAAGCUAUCCGUGGUUUCUCCCCUCAGCAUAAGAUCAGUAGUUUCGAGGAGGCGAAGGGUCUGGACCGGAUCAACGAGCGGAUGCCCCCUCGUCGCGACGUGGUCAACAGCGUGGGUCUGUCCAUGGGCCGCAUGAACAUGGCCGAGUCCAACGGCACCGACGACAACAGCAAUAUCCAGUGACUCCUCUACUCCUCGUCACUGUCCUCCUCUUCCUCCUCGCCCUCAUUCCCUCUCCCCCUCGCCCCGUAUUCCCUCUAAAGCAAUCCCUCCCUCUCGCUCUCUCCAUCCGCACUGCUGCUCCUUCUCUCUUUCUCUCCGCAGUAGACAAACAGCUGGUACACAGAGAGGUCCGGUUUCCAAACGCCCAGAGAGCCGGCUUCACGUUCAGCCGCCAUUCAAACGGAGGAAUGCAAAUUGACAGCUAAAAGAAGGAGCAUGUCUUGUUCUGUGGGCUUUUGUGUGCAUGUCUGUAAGUGUGCGUUUUUAUGGCUGAGAGAGGUAGAGAAAAGACAGAAAGAGAGGGAGAAAAAGAGAUGAGAGUGCGUGUGGGUUGCAUAAUGACAUAUUAACUGCAAACUGAUAAUAGGAUGGUGGUGUGAUUUUCUUAUGGAUGAAUAGGACUGUUUGCGUGUGUGUGUGUGUGUGUGCUUGAGCGUGGGAGGGUGAGUUGUGUAAUUACUUGGUAAGGAAGUAGGUUUUUUCACCGAAAGACUAUUCCUCUUUCUUUUUCUGCCAGCCGCCGCGGUUCAUGCUGAAUAUAAAGCCUCUGUGCUGUUCAUUCACUGUCAGAGGAGUGUGUGCGUUUCAGGGGUGGGAAAAAGAAUCGAUUCUUAGAUGCCUCACGAUUCGUUAAAUGGAAGAUUCUGAAUCGUUUUCACAAAAAAUAGGCUCUGGUUUCCCCUACUGCUGGGCCUGGGACACAUCAAGCGUACGUUUAAGAACUAGCAUGGUUGCCUUUCGGUCAGUUUGCCGUUGUGUCUCAUAUCCUGUAAAAAUUUGCACUCAAACCCACAAAAAACUGCAGCUGAUGGUCAACGUGUACUUGCAAGUACUCAGUGCACCUGUGCGAAAGGAAGUGCAGCAGCUCUGUGCAGGAGUUGGAAAUAGUCUAAAACAAAAACUGCAGCGUACAAAGUACAGAAUAUAUUGUUUGAACGUGUUAAAAGCUUUUAAAGCCUGUGUUUAUGCUACACCUAGGGUGUGAAAGUGAAAGUGGACCAGCGGUAGCAGUGAUGAAGUGAGUUAAAGUGCUCGGUCGCAUGUUCAUAAUUAUAUGAGUAUUAUUUUUUGUUAGUGUGUUACCAGAACACUCUCUGAGCACUCGUGCAUCCCUGUUUAUUCAUUUCAAUAUUGUUCUUGUUAGAAAUAUGAUACAUAUUGAUCAUUUAAAUAUUUGGACAUUCUAAUAGCAAAUACAGAUCUCUAGCGAUUAAACUUUGCUUACAUGAGGCUGUUCUCUGUGAACGUCCUCUUAAGUGCCAUUUUCUCGCAUUGCUCUCCUUCUUUUGCUUUCCUUUCUCUCCUUGUUCACCAACAAAGUGCUGAUAAGGACAGGCUAGAGCCAGCGAUAGGCCAUGGUCAGUCGCCUAUGCUCUCCCAUGACAGCGUCCAACAGCCAGUGAUUGGAAAAUAAACUCUCUCACACUCUCAGACAUCAGACAUGCAGCCCGGCUUGAAAAAGAAUGCAGGAUUUUACUAAUACACACAGGUUUGCACAAAUCAUAUAUAUUCAUAGUUGUGGGUGUUUCUGCAACUGUGGGCAGCUUUGGCUGUCCAAAUGUUUAGAAAAACCAUGUUGUUUAAAGGACUUUUUUCUCUGUUUUCGAGUGUCAAACAGCAUGUCUUUUUACAUGGGCUUUAGCAGACAGCUUUGUGUAUAUUUGAAAUGAAAUAAAACUUUAUAAAUAAAUGUAAUAAAUGUAACAUUAAGGUAAUGAGGAAAAUAUCGAAGACGAUUUUUACCUUGCUUUUCUGAGAGACAUAGAUUAGAUUUUCCUCACUUUUGUCCACACACUCUUUGAGUAACUUUAAUCAAAAGUAGGUUGGUUUGGUGUGUGGUGUUUGGUCAUUGUCAUGGUAAGAACAUAUAAAUGUGAAAUAUCAUAUUAAAGACUGAUUGAGAGCAGAAUUCAUGUAUUAAUAUUCUGGUUUAACGUACAGUUUAACAAACAGUGUAUUUACAGUUGAAAAAGAUGUAAUUUUGUAAUAUAAUUACCUUCUUUAAUGCUUUUGAAGACUGAAAUCGCAACUGUGCGACAUGAAUAAAACUGGUAUUUUGACCAAAAAUAUGCUUCACAGAAUACAUUAGCUCAGUGCAUUUAGCAACCACUUUAUUUGUGAAAGUGUGUUAUGACACUGCUAAAUCGUUUACUAUGCGUUAUGCUUAAACUAUAACCUGUUUAUCCAAAAAUUUACUGCUGGGGCUUAAAACUGCCUGUAGUUGCAGAAACACGCAUAUAAGAAGUAAAAGGCCUGAAAACAUUGCAAACAUAUGGUAUGUAGGAAUACGGCUUUGUUUAACAAUCAGUUGAUUGGCUUUCAGGCUAAUUAAGUAAUAACCAGAGUUAUUAGAAAUGUUUAUAUAGAAAUGAAAGACUAAUGCUGUGGCAUAGAAAGUGAAAAAAAUGUUUAUGUAAGCUUUUUCCCCACUGCUAAAAUAUCCCGAUGGUUCAGAUGAGUUGUAAAAUUAUUAAAGUGUAUAUAAUAUAUAUUAUGUUUUCUCAAAGUCACCUAUAGCUGAAUUCCAGAGUGACGUCUUUAAAACGUCUUAUUUUUUAAAUACAUAAAGCACAUGGACUGGACAUGGCUUACGAACUUAUUUACAAGAGCAUGUGUUGCAGUCUGACAUUUCUCCAGUAGGGGGCAAUGCUAGUCACUUUUGUCCACGGGGGAGAUGGCAGCCCUUGGUGCAAAAAAGCAUAACAGUGUCCAAGCAGGGAGACCAGAGGCUGUGAGUGAGUGAAUGGGAGUAAAUAGAGGAAAGAAUGUAAUAAUCAAGUGGUACAUACCUUUUUUAAACAGUAAAACAACUGAAAAUGGUUUGCUCUGAGUCGAUUCUCAGACAGCAGCCCAGCAUAAAUACCUUAAUGACAAUCCGAACAACUAAUACAUCUCCCAGACCAAACCAAACCAAAGUAGGCUUGUUUGUGUUAAAUCAGCCUUACUGAUAGCAGUUCCGAUUGUUCUAUAACCGAAAAAUGAGCAGGACAAAGUAGCACACAUUUAACUAACUGGCACAACUAAGCCAGCAAAGAUCUAAUCUGUGCUGUUUUUCCGCUACUUAAAAUUUACUUCACAAACUUAGGAUGAUAAAUGAUUGUUUACAUUCAGCUUGCAGCAGACAAAAACCCAGAAAAGUGUCUGUAACAGUGGCUUAAAAUGCUGGUACGUUUAGCUACAGCAGCAGUAUCACUUUGUAGUGCGACUGUUUCUGCAGUUAUCUGAUUAUUCAAUUGGUCAUGUAAACACAAUACUUCGAUCUAGAAAUCCGAUUAAGAAAUCUGAUAAAUAGAGCUGGAUU